Acyrthosiphon pisum (pea aphid) is the source of this 1454-nucleotide messenger RNA. RefSeq names its product thioredoxin domain-containing protein bug (gene bug). Lineage: Eukaryota; Metazoa; Arthropoda; Insecta; Hemiptera; Aphididae. Gene Ontology annotation, cellular component: cilium. The record is from RefSeq and is marked validated. Gene Ontology annotation, biological process: cilium assembly.
GAAUGCAGAAAUAAGAUAAUAAAAAUUAAAUAACCGAAUAAAAUAUCACGGAAGUUUCGUAAUUUUAUACUAUAAAUUAUUUAAGAUAUUUAUUACCAACAGUUUAUGAUAAUGUUCUUUAGAAUAAUAAUGUAUUGAACUAUCAAAGUAUAAAAUAGAAUUGUUUUAUUCUCGAUCUGAUCGGUUUUAUUUAGUAAACUAAUGUAAUUCCAAAAAAAAUAAAUAGUAUUUUCAGUAACAUUAAUUUGAGUUCAUGCUCAUCGAGUGUGUCUUAUAUUAAGGAUAAAACAUGUACUUUCCACAUAUUUUGUUAUUUUUAACUGUUUGCAGACUGGCAUUGGCUGAAUUUGAAGAAAAUGUACAUAUUGACGAUAGUAAAUUUGGACCAUUGGAACAACCAGAUACUCCAAAAAAUUUAACAAUUGCACCGCAAAUCACUGACUUUACUGAUAUCCUAACAAUAAGUAAUGCCAUAAAAAGCUUCCAGAAAAAAAUGGAAGAAGAACAUAAUUACUUGCCAACUAUGCAAGCAUAUUUAACUACAAGCACUGCUAGUAAUGGUGGAAAAGAAUUUAAAUUAAGUACAUUUUUAUCAUCGGUUAUAUAUGCUGAAAUUACCACGGACAAUACAAAUACCAGUCAACCAUCCAUUAAUGAACCAUUAGCUAAUGUUACAGCUGCUAAUAAUUCAAGGAUUGUAAAUUGUACCACGCUUCUACAUUUAAAUCAAACAGUAUUUUCAGUUGAGGUUGUUAAUUCAUCUCGACUUGGAUAUGUCUUAAAAUAUGAUCCUGAAGUAACUAAUCGCCGAGAAUCUGGUGUUUGUUCAUUGGUGUUAUUUUAUGCUAGAUCAUGUCAAUUCAGUACUUUAGCUGCACCUCACUUCAAUGUACUUCCAAGAAUAUUUCCUCAAUUAAAAAUGGUAGCAUUUAAUGCUAUAUCUGAACAAAGAUUUAAUACAAUGUAUGGUAUAACUGGAGUCCCAUCAUUAGUUCUAUUUCAUAAUGGAAAACCCAUUGCCAAAUAUAAUGGUUCUGAUUAUUCACUUUAUGAAUUUACUAAGUUUGUAAUUAGACAUACAGAUCUCACUCCAAAUGAAAAAGUGGACAUUUCUAUGACAGAUUUUGUAAAGCCUGUUCCUGGAUUUGGGAAUCGUGAUUAUGAUUAUUCUCUUUGGUUAGCAUGGUUUGUAAUUAUAUUCUGGACACUAGUUUAUGUUAGGACUAUGCAUUUCUGGAGAAAAUUUGUUGAAGACAUAAAAAACAUUUGGCGUGAAGCUGAAGCACAGCAUGAACAUGCAGAUUAAAUUAAUGUAAAUAUUUUCUAUACAGUGUUAUUGUUUUAUUAUUUUUUAAAUUUCUCUUGCUGUAUUUAUGUUUUUUAGCAAUAAUAAUAUUAUAUGUGUAAAUUAUUUUAAGUAAUUUGAAAUUAAAUGGUACUUUUUAUCAUAUCAA